AUUGAAAAUGGCCACUGAUGGUGCACGCUUUUGAUCAAACGUCAAACGAACACCCCCCGGGUGGCGAAACAUUUUCAUUGAUGUUGAUAAGAUAAAAGAAUAAUUUAAUAUUUUAUAAAAUUGCUUGCAUUUCGUUAAAAUGGCUGAAAGUGGACAGGUGCUUGAAGGUUUUUUGUGCUCUAUAUGCCUAACCGAUUUAAAAACACCGCAUCAACUGACUAAACACUUUGAAGAAUUUCACAAUGAUAACCCAGAGAUAUUGAAGACCCUCAAAGAACUUUAUGGCAAAGCGAAGAAGAAAAUGUUGAAACAUGAUGACAUUUCAGAAGGAUUCACCCCUCCUGUGAUACAAAAAAAUCAGGAGUCUAGUCUAGAUUUGUAUUACAGAGUUUGGGAGCCACAGGAAUUAGGUGAAACGAGAUCUUACACAAGGUACUUCACAGAAAUCCGAAAUGUAAGACUAGAAAGAUAUUCCACUGAAACCAAUAAGCUUCUGAUACGAUUAGACAAGCUGUUGAAUGAGUUGCCUUCGGAUCCCAUCAGCAGACGAGGUUGUCAACGAUAUGCAGUAGCUGAUACUCAUGAGCAAGCCAUCGUUCCAUGGAUAGAUGAUAAAUCCGUCAAGUUGUGUCCAAAUUGUGCUAAAAGUUUCCACGUCGCUCGUAGAAAACAUCAUUGCAGGCUUUGUGGAGCAGUGAUGUGCCAUGAUUGUACAAUGUUCCUGAGUUUAGCAGACGCAAGAAAAAUGAUUAAUCCCACAUUGGUACAAGAUGAUUCUGCAAUAUCUCCAACAUCCAGUGGCUCCCCGAUAGCUGGUCGCUUUAUACGCGCUGGGAUAGGAUUAUCAAAAUUGGCAAGAUCACCAUCCAGUGGAAGUUUGAACAGCGUACUCUCACUGGUUAAUGACUCUUCUAAUGGUGAACAACACUUUAGACUUUGUGUACACUGCGAGGAACUGUUGAGUUCUAGGGAACGAUUGAAAGAAACAAAACUAUCGAAACCAAUCAUAUGCCAGUUUUAUGAAAAAAUGCGUUCUUACAUAGAUGAGGCUAACGAACAUUCAAUGAUGUACAACAAAAUGUGCAAUUCAUUACGAAAAGGAGAAACAACAUACAACCUUGAGGAUGCACAAGUCUUAAAAGGGAGAAUUGAAAAGCUAGCUGCAAACAUAGAUCUGAUCAGUAAGAAAAUAUUAAUAUUGGGGAUCAAAGAUGUUGAUAAUCCUCCUCAGGGCCAGGUAUUAAGGUUGCAACAGAUGGUCAGAUCAUCAGCUACAAUAUUUUUAAAAGAGCAUUUACCAGACGCGGAGCAGUUGCCCACUGAAGAAGAAUACAUAGCGCUCAAAGAAAAGAGAAGACAAGCAAUUGAAGCUAGGAUUGAAUAUGAAAGGCAAAUGGAAUUGGAAGAACUUCAGAAAGAGAAACGUAGGGAGCUGCAGAAGAGAGAAGGUGCAAGUACGGAUAGUAUUCCUGGUUCGAGAAGUGAACAGCUGGUCCUUGACCAAUCCCAAGGAUGGGGUACAUCCAGUGCCGCGCCAAUGCUGACAGCAUCUAUGGAUCCGAUUAUAGAACAAAUGAAUAAUCUUCGUGCAUAUAUUAAACAAGCGCGGGACGCCCACAAAUACGAUGAAGUUGCUACUCUGGAAACUAACCUGCGAGAACUCCAGAGUGCUUACUUUGCUAUGAAACAAAGUAGUAACAGCGACAGUUAAGUUAUUUAUAUCAGAUUAAUUAAAUGAACGAAUAUUGAAUACCUGAACAUGAAUAUUUUGUAGCCGAGGAAUGAUAAUACUCAAUAUUUUAGCUAAGUAUUUGAACAGAGCUAAUUGUCAUUCUUUAUACGAUAGCCAGUUCCAUUUCCUCAACUGUCCCAAAUCGGAGAUGUCUAGGUAUUUAUCGUUAAUAUCACAAAUCAGUCUGUCACUAUUUCACAAUUAUUACAGAUAUCAUGUAUAGACUCUACAUGAAAUUAUUCAUUGUCAGUGAAAACGAUGUAGUUUUUAAGAGAUGUGCUUUGUCGAUCAGGUCAUAGUCUACUGAUCUCACUGCAUAGAAUGAGAAAGAUAUUUGAUGUUUAUAAGAUUAUAAAAUAUGUAUUAUUUAUUUUCAAGAGUUUAUAUAUAAAUAUUUGUAUAAUUUAAUAACUAAGAUAACAAUGUUAUAAACUUUC
This is a messenger RNA of Athalia rosae (coleseed sawfly), 2169 nucleotides long. It is a transcript of the gene Rbsn-5, whose product is annotated as rabenosyn-5. Gene Ontology annotation, molecular function: metal ion binding. Lineage: Eukaryota; Metazoa; Arthropoda; Insecta; Hymenoptera; Athaliidae. The coding region runs from base 140 to 1711 and encodes 523 amino acids. The record is from RefSeq and is a predicted model, not a curated record. The transcript is spliced from 7 exons.